Molecule: messenger RNA, 2078 nt
Organism: Drosophila teissieri
Lineage: Eukaryota; Metazoa; Arthropoda; Insecta; Diptera; Drosophilidae
Product: ficolin-1
Exons: 2
Coding region: 962-1753 (263 amino acids)
Source: RefSeq, a predicted model, not a curated record
UUUCGCACUGGUCAGCGCUUUUUAUUUGUGUUUUGCGUACUUUGUUAUAGGCACUAACUUUACACUUAUUACUUCAGUUGCACGGCGUGUGCUUUUUGAUACGAAAAAACGUAGUGCUGAUGAACUGAGCGCCAUGAAACCUGAGCACCAAAACAUCUUUUCGCAAAAGUCGGGAUCGUCCGCACAUUCCAGCACUGAGAACAAUUUGGAGAGUAUUGAUAAUUUAAUUAGGCAAGAAAAACGAGGUUCUCGACGAACAGAUACUAGUUACUUAGAUAAAGAAGUGCAAGGGCAACAUUUAAAAAUUCUUUCGGCAUAUCUAUAGAAAUUGGCAGGUAAAAUAAGAACUUGAACUUUUAGCUUUUAUAGCUCACGAGAUCCCGACGUUCAUACGGACGGACGGAUAGUGAUCCUAAUCAAGAGUAUAUGCACAUAUCUAUGUAGUACUCUGUGUGCGAAGUGUGGGGUGCCACCUAAAUAAUUUUUUUUUUACCUAAUUCAGUGUGAUUUUUGUAUUGGAGUAUCGAUAAGUAGGUAGGUACAAUAGACGCAAUGUAAACGCCUUGUAAACAGCACAUCUAUUGCGCUUUUGGGACAAGUCUCUCAAUAUUUAAUGUUUAAUAAUAUUCACGUUUAUGGUUUCUUUUUACAAUUAAGGUUUUAGUAUACUUUACUUACGAGCUCAUCGUUAAAACAGCGGCAGAUCUUUUGAACCAGAGAAAAAGUACUAGUUAUUUUGAACCGUGGAGGCGCCGGGUUGUAUGAGUAUAAGUGAGUUUGUAUGAUGUGGGCGACGCAAGCGGGGCGGAUCAUGGGGAUUUCCCGAUUUUAAUGAACGAGAUUGCAAAAGCAAAAAUAAAACAAUUGAAAGUGUGUGUGAGGUUCGCUUUAAAGUUUUAAAAUAAAUAGUUUGUGUGUUACUGAUUAGUUAAACGUGUUUUUACGAUGAGUGAUAAUAAUCAUGAUAAAAAAAAGAAAUUAUCGGGUUACCAGAAUCAAAUUAGGAAAAAGGGAGAAAAGUAUACUAGAAUUUAAAAUAGAAAUUAUGAAAUUGGAAGGUAAAGUACAGGAGAAGGACGAAAAGCUAGAGAAAAUGGGAAAAAUAUUGACUGAGUACACCGGCAAUCGCAACGAAACCGAUGAAUUUUUAUUGUUGAACUCCUCCACGGUGCCUUCAAUUAAGUUGGUGACACUACCUGAUUUCGAACCCUUUGACUCAGUUUUCGAGGAUAUCCCUUCUGCCGGUCGUGGUUGGAUGGUAAUCCAACGUAGGAUCGAUGGCAGCUUCGAUGACAUCAUAGUUUCAAAUCUAAAGACUGGCUGUGGGGAUUUGGCUGGCGAAUUUUGGAUUGGCCUUGAAAAAUUACAUAGGAUGACGACAAAUCGAAGAUUGGAACUGUAUAUCAGCCUUGUCGACUUCGACAAUGUUAGUGCUUAUGCUAGAUAUGAUCAUUUUGUUAUUGGGGGCUUAGAAGAGGGAUACAAACUGCUUUCCCUCGGCAAAUACUCAGGAAAUGCUGGCGACGCUUUUCGCAGUCACAUAAACGAAACUGCAAUAGCUGAUGAUUUUACGGUUUUCAGUCGUUCCUGGAAUUUGAAAUGGUGGGGUACAGGCAACUGCAACUUAAACGGAAUAUAUAAACCAUCCAAAGUUAUGUUGAACACCGACGAUGGCAUUUGGUGGGGUAAUUGGAAUGUCGGAAAAAGAUAUUCCCUAAAAUCGUGUAAAAUGCUAAUUAGAGCAAGGCCGUGAGCCAAAAUACAAUGUUUUGUAAAAAAACAUUGCCUUAUUUAGUCCCUUCUAUCUGAAAUAAAAGGGGGAAUCGAACUUCGAUUAACAGAUGUACCAUUAACAAUUGUAAAAUACUACGUAUUGUGUCAAAAAAUUGCUAUAUAUCCUAUAAAACCUGUAUUUGCUUGUAAAAUCUUGCUUCACUUGGGAAUAUCCAUGGAUUUUGCACCAUUCAUUUUAUAGUUCUUUAGGAAGUUGGCAACUGAUAAUUUUAAUUUUACGGUCGAGGGAAAUUUACAUGAAAAUCCCACCAGAUGGCGCGGCUUGAAAAAUCCUUUAUCGUAGG